AGAGUGUCGUCGACUGUGCCGAAUACGUUUCCACCACUUCCAUCAGCUUUCGCGUGUGUCUCCGCGUGUGUCACGGGUGUGUGUGCGCGCACGUCCGUCGUCGUCGUCGUGUCGUGCCUUGCCUUGCCUUGCUUCGUCGUCGUCGUCUCGUCCAAGGGAAGGAAAGGGGAAACCCACGAUCCAGCGGUGUCGUACGUCGGUCGCGGGGAAUUCGCGAUCCCGGAUCUCGCGCGCGCGUACGAUCGCGGGAGCGACGACUCCGAGAACGGAGCAGAGAGAAUAACGGAAAAACGGAGAAACGGUCAGGCGGCCGGACGUACGUAGUGGUGCGCGCUCUUCGUAUACGUACGCGCGUGUUUGCGCGCCCAUGCAUGUGCUUGCGCGCGCGCGCGCGAUCGCGCGUGUGGAUCGUACGUGAGGAAGCGAGACGGGCAGCGGCGAAUUAACGGAGUGGAGUGAAAGAGGUGGCGGAGGCGGCGGAGGAGGUGAGAAAAAAAGGGGGAAGUGUGUCGCGCGCUCGCGGCGCGGCGCACACCGUCGUCAUCGGCGAGGAAGGUGCCCCGGAAGUCGCCUACUGCACGCCGCGAGUUUGUGUGUCCGCGGCGACGCGACACGGAUAGACAAAUAGACAAAGAGGAGAAAAGGUGACCGCGCGCGGGUGGGCGAGGUAGCCCCCGCGACGUAUGUAAGAAGAAGGGAGAAGGAGAGGAGAGGCGAGACCGGAAUACCAAGUGCCGCCAAGCGGAGGAGAGAAAGAAGAAGGGUGAUCCAUCAGGCGGGCGCACGAGUCUCCGCAUCCGCGAGACGGAGUCGACGGAGAACGGCGAACGGCGAGCGGCGCGGCGACCCGAAAGCGGAAAGAGAGAGGCGAGAGGACUGGCGUCGCGGACGGACGGUGGAAUGCGAGGAGCAACCGAGAGCGGUGCCGUGUAAACACGCGUCUCGAGUGAACCGGAGCGGCCCACCAGCGACGUUCGAUGUCGUUGGCUUCCCCGUCUCCGUCCCCGUCCUCCUCGUCGUCGUCCGUCGUCGUCGUCGUCAUCGCCGCGACAAUCCCGACGGUCCGCGUCGCAGAGGUGCGGGAGGAGCAACCGGGAGACAUCGAUCAUCGUCGCCGCCGGCGCGGUAGACACGCGUAAAUGAAUCCACAUCACAAAUGACGGUGGGCGGACUAGCGAGGUGCUGCUGGCUGGACUCGUCGACUUCUUCGUCGGUUUAACGGACAAAGAGCGGCACGAGAUGAAUCGAAGAGUGGGAUACAGCAAUUACGAUGGCAAGAUCGCCGGGCUUUACGACCUGGAGGAGACGCUCGGCCGCGGUCACUUCGCCGUGGUGAAGCUGGCACGACACGUUUUCACCGGUGAGAAGGUCGCAGUGAAGGUGAUCGACAAGAGCAAGCUCGACGAGGUUUCGAGGGCCCACCUUUUCCAGGAGGUGCGGUGUAUGAAGCUGGUGCAGCAUCCUAAUGUGGUGCGGCUGUACGAGGUGAUAGACACACAGACCAAGCUAUACUUAAUUCUAGAACUCGGCGAUGGCGGGGAUCUCUACGAUUACAUCAUGCGCCACGACAGCGGCCUCAGCGAAGAGCUGGCCAGGACUUACUUUCGGCAGAUAGUUCGGGCCAUAUCGUACUGUCAUCGUUUACACGUGGUGCACAGAGAUUUAAAGCCCGAGAAUGUCGUGUUCUUUGAAAAGCUCGGUACAGUGAAGCUUACGGACUUCGGGUUUAGCAAUAGAUUCUGUCCUGGUCAAAAGCUCGAGACUUCGUGUGGCUCGUUAGCGUACUCCGCUCCAGAGAUACUUCUGGGCGAUAGUUAUGAUGCCCCCGCAGUAGAUGUUUGGUCGUUAGGUGUAAUACUAUACAUGUUAGUAUGCGGCCAAGCGCCGUUUCAAGAAGCGAACGACAGCGAGACGUUAACGAUGAUCAUGGACUGCAAGUAUUCGAUUCCGUCGCACGUGUCCGACGGCUGCAAGCGGCUGAUCGCGAGGAUGCUCGUGCGGCAACCCGAAGGUAGAGCGUCCCUCGAAGAAAUUGCCGCAGAUCCGUGGUUAUCGAUCGGUUCCGGCUUGGACACAAUGGAAACGCUGCCGCUCGUGUCGCGUCAACAGGUCUCCGAUGAUCAUCACAAUCUCAUAAUUACCAAAAUGGUUAACGGUGGCAUCGCCACUAAGGAAGAGAUAUUGGAUGCACUUGACAAGAACGAAUACAAUCAUAUCACCGCGACGUAUUUCUUACUGGCUGAGAGGAAAUUGCGCGCUCAUCGACAAGAACAGAUGCAGAAGACUCGACCAGAAGCUCUAGAUGUUUCAUCAAAUCGGCAGGAUGAUCUAACAUCAAAUCUACACACGGAUGAGAACUCCCUGAAUACUACGAACCAGUCACUAUUAACCGUGCCACGGACACCUGGUGACAUACCGCAGAGCGUGCGUACACGAAAAUGCAGUAUUGUUCAAGAAGAGGAAGAUGAGGACGACGUGUCCUCGUGUUCUGGUCGAGACGAACGCGGCAGUAAUUCGACGCUAAAUUCCCUUAAUCGUCGCGGUUCUCGUUCCGAGGGGAAGCUCUCGCAUAUUCUGCAGGAGCGAUUAUCGCAGCUUCCGGAGAAGCAUACGGGCACAAAGCCUGUAUUGGGUCAACGGCAUCCGCACCAAAAAGAGGAUACUGUUAUCGCCGAAUCAUCGCACAGGGGAGAAAGACUGAAGCAGACUUUGAGAAACGAGAAGGAUAAUAGGACGUCGUCGUCGGUGCAUCCGAAAGAGGCAGACAAGGUCCAAACGGGUAACGUACUCUUAGAGAAACUGCCUGUAACUGUGCGGAUUACCACGACAUGUGAGGAAAAUCUGAAGAACCGAUUGAGUGGCGCGAACACUCCAUCGGCCGGAUGGGCGACUAGAAAAGCCACUAACACGGAAGCCAGGCCCAAAUCGGUGACGGAGUGUCUAAAAUCGACUGGACCAAUACCGGCGAACAAGUGGAGAAUGGGUGCUCAGCACCAUCGGUUUAGCGUACCGCUCACGGAGUCUGCAUCAGUGAUUUCCUCAAAACCGUCCGACGUAUCUGCGACGACGAUAACAACGAUGACUCCUACCAAAACAUUACACGAAUCGUCGACUGUCUCGAUACCUCUUCAUCCGAUUAGCGACAAUCAAGUGACGUUAACACCUAAGUACAAGACGAUGCCGUCGCCUAGCGGUAAUUCGUCUGCGACACAACUCACGCUCAAUGAAAUCCUGGAGGACGGGGAUGGCACGCACGCGUCGGUGAACUCCACAGAAUGCAGGGAUUCGACGACCAAAUGCCGAGUCGUUAGGCGAACAACAUACGAGCAACGGAGGAGUAAGUUUCACAAGACGCGCACGACCUCCUGCUCGAGCUCAGACGCCAGUGACGACGACAGCGAGAGCAGGAAAAAGAGAGCGCACAAACUCGGCGCGUCCACGGGCAAGCCCUUACCUCCGAGACGCGACAGUCACGACGACUCGAGCGAUUCGCAGGAUCCAGGAGGAAGCGGCGGCGGGCGAGGUGGAGUCGGCGGUGGAGGGAGCGGAGUGAGCAACGGCGAGCACACGACGACGGAUACACCGACGACAACCGAGAGUAAUCGAAACGACAAUGGUAGCGGCACUAACACGACAAACACGAGCACAACGAACGGAGGAGGGCGGCAUCGGUGCACCGAGAACCAGGUAAUGUUUGGCAGGAGGCAUCGCGCUGGUAGGAGAAGAGCCGGCGAGACGCGAUUGCGGGAGAGCCAGUCGUUGAAUCGUAUCACCGAGGUCCAGGAGGCCGAGGCACCCUCGUCCUGUCACAAUCAUUGUCACGUAUCGCGCAAUUCGGCUGUAAUUGGCACGCAGGACGUCUCCUCGUCGUCGUCGGUGUCGCUAAAUAGCACGGCUUCUCAGCACAAUGUUAUUCCACCUGUGUCUCAAAUGGCAACCACUACGGUGCAGAAGGCGAAAGGUCUCGGAGCGAGGUUGUUGCAGUCGCUCAGCACCGGAAAAUCCCUGAUGUCGCAAGGCUCCAAGCAAUCGGCUCGCAGUCCCGAUGGAAAGAAUAAUAAUAACGCCGGCUGUCGGCAAUCGGACGAUUGUCAGACGGUCAGCGGCGAUCAUAAGUGCGCGAGUCAAGCGGCGUGCAACGACAAGGAGAAUCGUGGUAACGGCUCGAUGAACCGGAACGAGUGCAAGAGCAGGAAGAUUCGGUUGUUGAGCCGUUACUUUGCUGUGCACAAGAAGCUCUGCGUACCGCUGCCGGGUAUCUUUGGCAAGGGACGCCUCUACAAAGCUCGCUCGUGCGGUAGCAUCACUCGCGACCGCGUGAGUCCGCCGUCGCCUAAAUCGAUGCUGCUGGUCGAGGACAAGUGGCGGGAGCGUCGUCAGUGGUGCGAUGCCGCAACGAAGCAGCAUCGCGGUAGCGACGGCGAUAUCAAUCAGAAUCUAGGCCUCGCGCAUCUCGUGCAGGAGAACAUCGUCGGUAAAGGCUGCGCCGGUGUGCCCAAUGUGUGCCACAUUCAUCUCGGAGACUCUUCCAAGUGUUGUAGCCUUUGUUGAUGAAUCGCUUCCGCUCGAAAGAGGGAGAGAACUCAAACCCGCGCUUAGUUACGCAAGAUGAGAGACACGUACGAGCGCGAAUAGGUAAGGCCAGGUUCGUUUUGGUGCCAGUAGCAUAGCUAGCUGGCAUGUGCGCGCGGGACUACUUUCACGACAAUCUUUUUUCGAUACUGCGUAUAAUUUCUAGCGAGUUAUUUUAUCGAUACAGAAAUAUUCUUAUAGUUUGAGAGAUCUGAUAUAUUUUUUCUUUUUUUAAAAAACGGCGUAGAUGCCGUGUCUCUGAUACACCUUAAGGAGAACACUAGUUAAUUAUUUUUAUACGUGCAGAACCGAAGUCAGAUCUGUUUAGGAACCAUUUUAUAAGCAAUUCAGAGUGCAAAGUGUACUCAUAAUUAAUAUUUCCAUAAAGGUAUGAUCUGUUCCUUGCUGAUGCCGAAGUUACGUUAAGUUAAGGACGCGCAACCGACUGUUCGCGCGAGUGGUAAUCGCUAACCACGAUAUUAAAGAUUUACGUGGGUCUGGUCUGCCGUACUUGACUGAUCACAUCAUAUUCCCGCUGGUCUGUAGAGCACAGGGAUCAAGACAACAAUAAGAGAAGAGAAGCUGGAGCGUACCGAUUUUUCGGUCGUUCUGAGAGAGCUAUAUCUAGUCCAUGUGAACAAACAAUGUAUUAAAUAUUGCAGAGUUUAUGAUGAUUAUUAUUAUAUUAUUAAUAAUAUUA
Temnothorax curvispinosus is the source of this 5272-nucleotide messenger RNA. RefSeq names its product probable serine/threonine-protein kinase MARK-A (gene Snrk). NCBI's taxonomy places the organism in Eukaryota, Metazoa, Arthropoda, Insecta, Hymenoptera, Formicidae. The transcript is spliced from 8 exons. Gene Ontology annotation, molecular function: tau-protein kinase activity; protein serine/threonine kinase activity; ATP binding. Gene Ontology annotation, cellular component: cytoplasm. The coding region runs from base 1240 to 4551 and encodes 1103 amino acids. The record is from RefSeq and is a predicted model, not a curated record. Gene Ontology annotation, biological process: intracellular signal transduction; microtubule cytoskeleton organization; protein phosphorylation.